CUAACUACAAAAAUACUGUAGAUAUUUAAAAGGGGGAAAAUGCAAAGCAGUUCAUUUUUCUUAUUUUUGUGUAUUACAGGAUUCCAGAUUUCGCAUGAGUAUGCUUUGGAUAGGAAGACCAAAGGGAAUGCAUUAGAGGAGACAAUAGUUCAAGUGAUUAGAUCAUCGCUUUUGUCAGAUGACAAACGGGAAAGUGUUACAUGUCCAGAAGGAAUGGACUAUGAUGAAGACAAGGAAAAGUGUAAAUGUCUUAGUGAAGACUCUACAUACAACGAAGACAAAAAGAAAUGCCAGUGCAAUGAUGGUUUUCAAGAAUUAACCGCAAUAGAUAAUCGUAUAUUCUGUUAUAAACACUACGACGAUGCUUUUGGCCUACCUGGAUUGGGUGGAUUGGUAACCAAAGAUAAACGCCAUUCUCAGCCAUAG
Molecule: messenger RNA, 426 nt
Organism: Mytilus trossulus (common blue mussel)
Lineage: Eukaryota; Metazoa; Mollusca; Bivalvia; Mytilida; Mytilidae
Exons: 3
Coding region: 40-426 (128 amino acids)
Source: RefSeq, a predicted model, not a curated record